Polyodon spathula (Mississippi paddlefish) is the source of this 1231-nucleotide messenger RNA. It is a transcript of the gene pdx1, whose product is annotated as pancreatic and duodenal homeobox 1. NCBI's taxonomy places the organism in Eukaryota, Metazoa, Chordata, Actinopteri, Acipenseriformes, Polyodontidae. The coding region runs from base 40 to 831 and encodes 263 amino acids. Gene Ontology annotation, biological process: type B pancreatic cell differentiation; regulation of transcription by RNA polymerase II. Gene Ontology annotation, molecular function: DNA-binding transcription factor activity, RNA polymerase II-specific; RNA polymerase II cis-regulatory region sequence-specific DNA binding. Gene Ontology annotation, cellular component: nucleus. The record is from RefSeq and is a predicted model, not a curated record. The transcript is spliced from 2 exons.
CACUUUGCAUGUUGCCCUCCGAGCCAGACCCCUCCAAUCAUGAACAGCGAACAGCACUAUUAUGCCUCUGCUCAGCUUUACAAGGAUUCGUGCGCUUUCCAGAGAACGCAGAGCCAGGACUAUAACCAGAGCCCACCGCCGUGUCUGUACAUGGGGCGGCAGCAACCGGGUUCUUUCUCCACACCUGCACUGAGUGGUGUAGAGCAGGGCAGCCCUCCGGACAUUUCUGCGUAUGAAAUGCCGCUAAUUCCCGAGGACCCCGGGGUCUCCCAUCUUCAUCACCACCCAUCUCAGCAUCACCACCUUACCCCGCAGCAAGUGAUGGGAUUCGGGGACGCGGCGGAGAUGGCACUGCUCGAUGAGCGCAGCAGGAUCCAGCUGCCGUUCCCCUGGAUGAAAUCCACGAAAUCGCACGCCCACACCUGGAAAGGACAAUGGCCAGGUGGGUCGUACAUGGCGGAGCAGGAGGAAAACAAGCGCACAAGAACCGCGUACACGAGAGCCCAGCUUCUAGAGUUAGAGAAAGAGUUUCUCUUCAACAAAUACAUAUCCCGACCACGGAGAGUGGAACUGGCGGUGAUGCUUAACCUGACCGAGAGACACAUAAAGAUCUGGUUCCAGAACCGGAGGAUGAAAUGGAAAAAAGAAGAAGACAAAAAGAGGACGAGGAACGAUGACCCAGAACAGGACUCUUCUGUCUCCUCCGGGGAUUUGAAGGACGAGCUCUGUGCAGCUUCGACUCUGAACACCAGGGAAUUAGUCACCGCCAGCAUCGCUCCUUCUCCGCAGACCAGCAUCAUCCAGGGGUCCGCGUUAAGAAACCCGGCAUGAUGACAAUCACGAUGGACAGCUGGAAAUCAAACAUGUAUUAUAUUACUGUACCCGGGGGAGUGCUGAAAAAGAGACAGCGAGAUUGAGUUAAAAGCGGAUCGCGUGUGAUAACAAUAACACCCCUUCAGCCAAAUGUUGCAGAAUUAAACGUAAUCCUCAGAAACAGAAAGUAAAUGAAUUGUUUUUAUUGGAGGGGGGUGAUGUUCAGGGAGCUUUUAGAACGAAACACUUCCAAAGAAAGUGCUUGAUUUAUGUUCCGGUUCCCGAAGAUCUCGGCUUUCUGCAUGGCGGAGAAGCCUGCGCUGUAACGCGUUUACCAAAGGAAAAGAGCAGCGACGCUUUGAUACGUUUGCACUAAAAAUCACUAUUACGCACAUUAACGUGGAUUACUGGGUUUAGA